AUUAAUGUGUUGUGUAGAGGAAAGCUCAAAAACUAAACUUUAUCGAUUACUUUUAUUUCUAAAUUGGUAAACAUACUGAGUAGUUUAAUAGAUAAUGCCAUGAUUCUCGGUUAAAAGUCAUGCCUCUACAAAUAGCUUUAAUAUUACCUUCGAAAGUCAUAUAUUGUUGAUUAAUAUAUUUACGAUUAAAGUCGAAGGUAGUUUUUGAUCUAUGUCCGUUCUUGUUCACACUCAUCUUUGACAGCACGUGGUAACUACAAAUUUUAUUUCCUAAGAAAUGACUGGAUUGUUUCCAGAUCUUGAACCAGUUUGCUAUAUUACAGAAGAGAUUCCUCGUGAGGACGAUGCAUUCACAGACAUACUUAAUGAAAUGAUUGAUGAGAUAAGCCUUGGUUUAUGUUUUGAAGUUCAUAGAAAUAUAAAAGUAGGUUUUUAUGAACUUCAAGAAAGAGCUGAAAAUGUUCCAGCAGAAUUGAAAAUUGUUGAUCAACUUGGGUUGGAUGUUUUUGGUCAUGGUCCUGCAAAACGUGUGAUUGAAUGUGAGUGUCCUAAUUGUGGUCGUAAUAUGGCUGCUUCAAGAUUUGCUCCUCAUUUGGAAAAAUGCAUGGGUAUGGGGAGGAAUAGUAGUCGUAUUGCAAGUCGAAGGCUUGCAAAUCCAGGAAAGAUGAUUGAUGAAGAUGACGAAGACAUGUAUCUCGACGAUGACUGGACGUGGAAUGGUGAUAAGCGAUUAGCGAGCAAAAAGAGAAAAGAUAAGACUUCCAACUCACCCAGAAGAUCAAAAGCUUUUAAGAAAAAUGGCGAACAUGGGCGACCCAGCACACCCAGCUCUGAUAUUUUCCCAGUCUACAAGACUGGUUUUACUCUUCAAGAAUUUGAAUCGCUUUCAUUAGAUGAAAAGCGUGGAUUGUUGUCUAAGACAUGUGGUGUUAUAUCCGAACAUACUUCAAAAAUGUGCACAAAAACUCCGAAAUGUCCUCAACACACAGAUGACCAAAGACGGUCAAUUCGUCUUCUCUUAGUUGGCCAUGCUGAUAUAAUGCCGGUUCGGUUCAAAUCGGACGGGCUUUUGAUUGAUCAAGAUGAAAUACAAGUCGAUGUGGAUGGCUAUGAUGAUGGAGAUGGACAAACACUUCGUGACAGUUUAAACAGACUAGCUUGGGAAGAAGAUUCUAAUCUAUCGCUUGCCGAUGAAGAAUCUUCUAGAUCUCCAACGAUGAGUUCCGUUUCAUACAAUUCUACUAUAAACAAUAGAGGAAGAAAGAAAUCCAAACAUCGGAAGCGUAGAACUCGUUAAAAAAGAAAAGCUUUACGAGGAACAUAAAUUGGCAUCCUUGUUUGCUGUUCUCCUGUAUUAAUGUUUUUCACUGUGUAUUAAUGGAUUACUGUUGGGAAAAGAAGAGUUUAUUGACAAUUUUGAUUUUUGGAUGGUAAAAAUGCACCGAUGCAUUUUUAAAUGGUUUUAUCGACCAAAAUAAAUUUAAAAUUUAUUCA
Xenia sp. Carnegie-2017 is the source of this 1494-nucleotide messenger RNA. Its product is annotated as ataxin-7-like protein 3. Gene Ontology annotation, cellular component: SAGA complex; DUBm complex. The coding region runs from base 278 to 1297 and encodes 339 amino acids. Gene Ontology annotation, molecular function: transcription coactivator activity. The transcript has 17 exons. NCBI's taxonomy places the organism in Eukaryota, Metazoa, Cnidaria, Anthozoa, Malacalcyonacea, Xeniidae. Gene Ontology annotation, biological process: positive regulation of DNA-templated transcription; regulation of transcription by RNA polymerase II. The record is from RefSeq and is a predicted model, not a curated record.